UUCUCUAAAAGUUGUUUUCUUUUUGUUGUUGUAUUUUUGUUAUUCGCAUUAGAAUGUGUUGUUCACGGAUUUAAUAUUGUGAAUCCAAUGAAGCAGCCGCAACAACAAAAACAACAAACACUUGUUGGAGCUGAUCAAAUUCCGUAUUUUGAAACAUCGUGUGGAACACAUUAUCAAAUCGGGUACGAAAUUGGAAAUCACUUUAAGGAUCGAAUUCAAAGAAUGCUUUAUAAUCAAUCUUUGCCUUUCCAACAAGUAAUUCUUCCAUUUUCAAAGAAGGCUCCGGAAAUUGUGGAAAAUCUUCGUAAAUUAAAUUCACUAUACUUCCCAGAGUAUUUUGAGGAAAUUAGAGGAAUUGCUGAUGGAGCUAAUCUUCCAACAGAGUGGAUCUUUUUAUUAAAUGUUGGAGUGGAAUUGGAAAAUUAUGCAACUGGACCAAGUGGAAAGGGUGAUAAGCAAUGUUCUGAUGUGUUUGUUUCAUUGAAGAAUUUUAGAACUAGAACUGCAAUUUUGGGACACAAUGAAGAUGCAGAUCCUUACACACAAGAUUAUGAUUACCUUGUUAAGAGUUGUAUUAAGACUAAUGAUCAAGCUGAACCAUUUGUUUUUGUUGCCUAUCACUAUGCUGGACAAUUGCCUGGAAAUGCAUUUGCUUGGACUAAAUAUUUGGCCCUCUCCACCAAUGCUCAAUUCCCACUCGUUUUACCAAAGGCAGGUUAUGGACUUGGUAGAAACUUUGUCAAUAGAAAAGUUUACGAAUCAAAGACUAUUGCACAAGUUACUGAAACAUUGAGCAAGUUUUCAGGAAUGUUAGCCAGUGGAUUUGCCUCCAAUGUCGCUCCACUCUAUGACACUCAAUCCUCAGCCCUCUAUGAAAUGAGAUCUUUCGAGAAUGCACCAAGAGUCAAUAAUAGUAUUGCCAUGUCCAUGCACUCCAUUCUUCCUUUCAAUGUUCUCUCCUCAAGUGGACAAAGUUUUUAUUUCCAUGUGAACAUGUAUAGAAAUUUGAGUGUUCCUGAAUUUUUGGAUCCAAGUAGUGUUCACAGAACAGCCAGAUUCAAUCAAUUCACCAAAAUUGAAACUGAAGAGCAAGUUCUUGCACUCCUUGGUGAUACCUACGAUAAGGAAUUCCCAAUCUACAGACAACCAACCAAAACAGAUGAUGCCUCAACAGUAGCCACAGUUUUGUUCAAUCUCAUCACUAGAAAAGUUACUGUCUAUAACAAGAAUCCAAAGACCAGCCAACCAAUCCAUCAUUUCAAUUGGUUAACUCGUCAAUAAACCAAUUUUC
This is a messenger RNA of Naegleria gruberi, 1291 nucleotides long. RefSeq lists its product as uncharacterized. The transcript is spliced from 2 exons. The coding region runs from base 88 to 1281 and encodes 397 amino acids. NCBI's taxonomy places the organism in Eukaryota, Heterolobosea, Eutetramitea, Acrasida, Naegleriidae. The record is from RefSeq and is a predicted model, not a curated record.